UGUGUGUAGCCAUGGCAUGUCCUACCCCAUAGCUGGUAAUGUGAAGACCUACAAAGCUAAAGAGUACAAUGUGGACCAUCCUGUUGUGCCUCAUGGUCUGUCGGUGGUGGUGACGUCUCCAGCUGUGUUCUCCUUCACCGCCAGCAUGUGUCCAGAGCGCCACCUAGAGGCAGCUGAAAUACUGGGGGCUGAUGUCAGUAAUGUGAAGAGGGCUGAUGCUGGCCUCGUCUUGGCUGAUACACUCAGGAGCUUCCUCUACGACCUGCAGGUGGAUGAUGGGUUGUCAGCGUUGGGAUACGGAACCAAUGACAUUCCAGCUCUGGUGAAGGGCACUCUACCCCAGCAACUGUACAGCAAGUGUCUGCUAUACAGGAUGUUUACUGCGAUGUGCAAUAAUGUGUAUUUGCGUAUUUAUGAGAGCUGA
This is a messenger RNA of Engraulis encrasicolus (European anchovy), 424 nucleotides long. RefSeq names its product hydroxyacid-oxoacid transhydrogenase, mitochondrial-like. Gene Ontology annotation, molecular function: metal ion binding; alcohol dehydrogenase (NAD+) activity. Gene Ontology annotation, cellular component: mitochondrion. Lineage: Eukaryota; Metazoa; Chordata; Actinopteri; Clupeiformes; Engraulidae. The coding region runs from base 17 to 424 and encodes 135 amino acids. The transcript has 5 exons. The record is from RefSeq and is a predicted model, not a curated record.